Pyricularia oryzae 70-15 is the source of this 564-nucleotide messenger RNA. RefSeq lists its product as uncharacterized. The record is from RefSeq and is a predicted model, not a curated record. The transcript is spliced from 2 exons. Lineage: Eukaryota; Fungi; Ascomycota; Sordariomycetes; Magnaporthales; Pyriculariaceae. The coding region runs from base 1 to 564 and encodes 187 amino acids.
AUGAGGCCGGGCCAUGGAAAUGCCAAAUCUGGAAAAAAGGAUGGCUUGGUAGCACUGCAACCUCCGCGAUGUCUGUCGGCUUACGGUGCCCCCAAUGCCUUGUGGAUUGCAAUGGGUAUCGAGGAAAAUGUUUUUUUUUUCGUUCGCCAGGCCGUGGGUAUCCCUCGCCACGAGCCGCUUGCUGGUUUUAGUAUAAGAGGGGAGAUGGUCCAAAGUCUAGAGAAAAAGAGAAGACAGAUGCAAUCGUGGCCAGCUCAUAAAGAAGUAUCUCAAGGAGCAAGGAUAAUAAUCGAUAAAUACCAUCACCAUUCACUCGCCUCAACAUCCUCCAUCACCCACGUGUCGACAGAGCAAGAAAACCAAGUCGAGAACAAGCCUGUGUUUCCGAGUCAAAUCAGCAUCAUGGCAACAAGACAGCAACAAUGGCAGCCCGGGUCGUGGUACUGCUGCCAGUGUAACGGGUCAAAGACGAACCCACCAAAUAUUCCCGAAACCAACACUUGUGCAAUGUGUCACGCCAACGGCAGCCACCACAUCAAAUGCUCAGACUGUUCUGCGGUGUAA